This is a messenger RNA of Phasianus colchicus (ring-necked pheasant), 2626 nucleotides long. RefSeq names its product methylthioadenosine phosphorylase (gene MTAP). Gene Ontology annotation, molecular function: S-methyl-5-thioadenosine phosphorylase activity. Gene Ontology annotation, cellular component: cytosol. Gene Ontology annotation, biological process: nucleoside metabolic process. Lineage: Eukaryota; Metazoa; Chordata; Aves; Galliformes; Phasianidae. The record is from RefSeq and is a predicted model, not a curated record.
AUAAUGCCUUCUAUUUUAUUAUGUUGGCCCACAGUGUCCAAGGUGAGUGCUGGUGGGUUCAGCAGCAGAGGACGAACCUUCCUGCAGCGUCUGAUGCGCAGACUCAGAUGCGAACAAUCAAAAUCAUUUAUUAUAAGUUCUCACAUCACUUAUGUACCUUCACAAGUUUUCUUUUUCUAGCUUUCCCAUCUUUCCCAUCCACCUUUACACGUCAACACAGCAUUCUACAAACACUCUUCAACUGUUCAUGCAGGCACUUAUCCAAUCAGAGCCAUGAGAUGUUCUUUCUUCUUCUAGAGGUGUCCUUGGUUCUCAUACUGCUUAUCUUGCUCCACAGCUGCUGCUCCGAACAGUUUUUCUGGUAUUCCCACACCUUCCCACCAAUAUUACAUGUUGUUGCCAUGUGCCUAUGAAGCAGAGGUGUGUAACUGAAUUCCUCCAUGCAGAAAUAAGCCUGCACACGCUGACAUUCCUAAGCUCAAUAAUUAUUUAUGGACACUAAGCAGCGGAUGUGAGCACUGUAAGUCAGCAAGUGGAGUUUCAGCAGUGGCAACGACACUUAGGCCACCUCCACUGGUGCAGAUUUUUACAGACGUGGCACUCAGGAUCUUGUCAACUGCUAGCAAAAAUGCACAACUACUGGUGGGGACUAUGCUGACAACCAAUGUUCUGCAGCAGAGAAUUUGCUCUAUCAAACAGUGUUACUGUGCUCUUUGUAUCCUUUUUGUGCUGGGGGCCCCGUGCCUGGAUGCAGCACUCCAAGUGGGGCCUCAGGAGGGCACGGCAGUGGGUUCAGUUCCCCCCUCCCUCCUUUGGUGCAGCCCAAGGGCUUCCGGGGAGAGGAGGUAUCUUUAGAAAGAACGAAACAAACAAACAAAACCAGUUAUGCCAUCUUCUGAAGACACAAAAAUCGCAAUAAAACAGAUCUUACUACAAGAGACUGUUCUGCACAGUACGUUCUUAACUGUUUCCUAAUCAGCGGCUAUCACAGCUGACACGGCGCUCCCCCAGGCCGUGCCCGCACACCCCGGGCGGAAAGGCCCGCCCGCUGCUAACUAACAUGGCUGCCACGGCGGCCGUGAAGAUUGGAAUUAUUGGUGGAACUGGCCUGGACGAUCCAGAUAUCUUAGAAGAAAGAACAGAAAAAUAUGUUGAUACUCCCUAUGGCAAGCCAUCAGAUGCCUUGAUAUUGGGAAAGAUAAAAAAUGUGGACUGUGUGCUGUUGGCAAGACAUGGAAGGCAUCAUACAAUUAUGCCAUCAAAUAUAAAUUACCGUGCCAAUAUCUGGGCAUUAAAAGAAGAGAACUGUUCACAUAUUCUAGUGACUACUGCCUGUGGUUCAUUACGAGAAGAAAUACAACCUGGGGAUCUUGUCAUAAUUGACCAAUUCAUUGAUAGGACAAAUAAAAGGCAUUGUACUUUAUAUGAUGGUCAAUCUUGCAGUCUCUCGGGAGUGUGUCAUAUUCCAAUGUCAGAGCCAUUCUGCACUAAAACCAGAGAGGUUCUUAUUGAGAUUGCAAAGAAACUUGGGCUCCAGUGUCACUCCAAGGGGACAAUGAUCACCAUUGAAGGACCACGUUUCAGUUCUCGAGCAGAAAGCUUGAUGUUUCGCAGCUGGGGAGCGGAUGUUAUCAACAUGACCACAGUGCCUGAAGUGAUUCUUGCAAAAGAAGCUGGAAUGAGUUAUGCAAGUAUUGCUAUGGCAACAGAUUAUGACUGCUGGAAGGAGCAUGAAGAAGCAGUUUCAGUGGAUAAAGUUUUAAAGACGCUGAAAGAAAAUGCAAAUAAGGCUACUAGCAUACUCCUGAGUGCUAUACCUCAGAUAGGUUCCAUGGAAUGGACAGACACCCUGCACACCCUGAAAAUGACUGUGCAGUGUUCAGUCAUUCUGCCAAAGCAGUAGCCGCCUGGAUGGACUCUGAAUUUUGGAUCAUCACUGGAAGAGUGAGCUGUUUUUGAAUUUUCUGACCUUAUAUAUCUGAAAACUGCUCAAAGCUUGUUAGACUGGUGUAAGCCUUAACCAAUAAUAGUGUGUAAGUCAGCUUUUUAAAUGGCUGAAGUUAGAUUUUAAGUAUGUUUUUAGCCUGGAAUUGCGUUUUUCUAUCUGACUUUGUGGGACAGAAGAAAGCAGAUUCAUUCACAUGUACAUUAGUUGCUUGGUUGUUUCAGCCUCUUACUGUUUCCUUUAACAAUGGCAGUAGUUGUCAUUCAUUUCAGAAAUGAGCUGGAAAAAUUGAGUGUAACAUUACAAAAUAAACUAUUUUUAUACAUUAUCCAUGUUUUUAUUUCAGUAUUUUUUUAAUAAGUAACUUUUUUCAGUAGUGUGCUAGAAGGAAUAGUUAAAUAAUCGUUGUUCUUUAUAGCAGCAGCUAAGUAAUGAGUAGUUAAAAUGUUAGCAAAUGCCUGAGCCAAGUUUGUUUCCGGAGAUGUACUUACGUGACUUAAAGAAGUACGUGAAAAUAUCUUCUCUGCCACACCUCUGCACUGUGCUGGUUGCUGCUGCUUCAGGACAGCUCUGUCCAGAGUUUCUGUUUCAAAUGAUGAAUGUAUUGAGUGCUUUGAAUGUAUGUAUUCAUUAACACAGUGAUGCUUUUUCUUGUUUAAAAAAUAAAACAAAUGAAACCUA